AUGAAGAUGGUGUCGGUCAUGAAGUUGGUUCAAAAGGCCAAGGUGCUUGAGAGUCUCAAGCCUUUGCGCGACCAAUGGUUGCUUGGGAGUUCCGAGGAACUUCCUCUGAAUGCAAUCUCAGUCGGGUGCCUACCGGUUUAUGUCGGAGAAGAGCGCCAGAGGUUUGUCAUUCCGACCGAUUUUCUUUCGCACCCGCUCUUUAGGAUGCUCUUGGAGAGGGCUUACAGGGAGUAUGGCUUCGAGCAGAGGAGUGGGUUGAUGCUGCCAUGCAAUGUUUCGGUCUUUCAGGAGGUGGUGAAUGCUGUGAAGUGCUCGCAUGGGCAGUUUGACCUUGAGAAAUUGAUGGAAGAUCUCAUUUAG
Phoenix dactylifera (date palm) is the source of this 360-nucleotide messenger RNA. The record is from RefSeq and is a predicted model, not a curated record. NCBI's taxonomy places the organism in Eukaryota, Viridiplantae, Streptophyta, Magnoliopsida, Arecales, Arecaceae.